AGCAGCAGCAGCAGCGGCAGCAGCGUCAGCAGCCGCCGGCACCACCGCCAGCACCACCGCCAGCACCACCGCCGCCGCCGCGGGUACUCCCACCGAUACAGUGGUCGCCCCAGCUCCCAGCGAGUAUAUCAAGAGCAAGUCCAGCUCCUCCGUGUCCAUGAUCCUCAGAAAGCCUCCAAAAGCUAAGCGUCCCCUGCCGGCCCCCACACAGGCUACCAAGCGCUCGCACAAGAAGACCCUCUGCACCUUCUUUCACCGAUCCGGCUUUUGUCGCUUCAAGGACAAGUGCAACUUUGCUCAUCACCUCGAGCAAGUGCGCGUGUGCCACCGUUUCCUCAAGUACCAAUGCGUCUUUGUUUCUUCUCCAGGCUCUGAUUUGCCAGCCAGACCGGAUGACCCGCCGAUCUGUCGGUUUUCGCAUGAUCUCGACCCUUGUCGGGUCCCGCACUGCCAGAAGUACUUGAGAGGUCGUUGCGUAGACCAUGGCCUUGGCAUGUAUCCGCUUGGGAUAGAUGACAGCCUCCCAGUGGCCCCCGAACCGGGGCCCCGGCCCUGUCGCUUUGUGCACCUCCGUGUUGAUCCGAAUGCCCCGACCUGCCCGGCCUUCCAAAAUGGUUUCUGCGCCAAAGGGCUGCACUGUGACAAACUCCACACAUGGGACUGUCCCGACUGGCAAAAGUCCAAUGGCCGGUAUUGCCCCAAUCGCGAUGACUGCGCGUUGCUCCAUUCGCCAGCCGUUCUUGGGCGUCAUGGACCCGAUCAGCCGGCCGCCCCCACGAACACCAGCGCCAUUCUUGCUGAACUGGUCCCCCCUAUUGACCAGCCUCCAGCCAAUGGUGGCGGAGACGACUUUAUCCGUCUCUCAGAUUGCUCGGACAGCGACAGCCUCGACUCCCAUAGCUUGACUCCCUCCUUGAGCUCAUCGCCCCUGACAUCGCCAACCAUGGGCAUGGGUGCCCUGCGUCCCUUGAUGAGUCUUCAGUCUCGGACUUCCGGGAGAGCCACCGACCCCAAGGAUACUCGCUCGACACCAAAUCCCCCCCCGUCAGAGGGUGACUCGGCGCGAGAGAUUCUGCCUCCCCAUUCCCCGCCCAAUCCCCCGCCAGCCAAAUCUCCCGUCCUGCGGCCUGCUCAAAACUUGCCAUCGAGCCCACGCCUCAAUCCUGCUGGCAGCUCAUACGAUGAUCAGCUCAUCUCCGAUCGAUGUGUGACCGCCAUCAAUCGUCUCUAUGAGUCGCUGGCUCGGGCUAAAGCUGAUGGAACUUUCUCAAUCUUCCCAAAGUUCACGCUACAACGGCCCUAUAAUCCCCAACACCUGGAAGGCCAAGAGGACAAGCGAAACUAGGCUCUCGUCAUAGAUUUCAGUUCCUUCUCCCCCCACCAAUAGACAUGGAUGAGCAGGCCGAUUGUUCAAAGUGAAGA
Molecule: messenger RNA, 1422 nt
Organism: Fonticula alba
Lineage: Eukaryota; Rotosphaerida; Fonticulaceae
Exons: 4
Coding region: 158-1345 (395 amino acids)
Molecular function (GO): metal ion binding
Source: RefSeq, a predicted model, not a curated record